This is a messenger RNA of Gekko japonicus, 1338 nucleotides long. RefSeq names its product C-type lectin domain family 2 member D-like. The coding region runs from base 528 to 1163 and encodes 211 amino acids. The transcript is spliced from 7 exons. The record is from RefSeq and is a predicted model, not a curated record. NCBI's taxonomy places the organism in Eukaryota, Metazoa, Chordata, Lepidosauria, Squamata, Gekkonidae.
UCUCCUCAAUGGCUGUUUGGUUCAAGCAAAGGAGAAGUUGUUUGUUCUUCCUCUCAGCUUUGACAGCGAUGCCUGGGGCUUAAGUUUCCGAGGUCGUUUCUGCUGCAUCUCUUUGCUGGACAGGGCAUUGACCAAGAAGGAGGAGGAGGAGAAGGAGGAACAGGCACUUCAAGUUCUGCGAGAAAGGAGGAACAGACGCUUUUAUGGCCUUUCAUUAUUUCUGUUUUAUUAAGCUGCAAACAUAGUCACCACAAUUAUUUUUAAGUGCAACAUCGAAAGAUAUAUAACAUCCAGUUUGGCUGGACAAGGGUUCAGAGCAAAACACACCAUUAAGUGGUAUUUACAUUGUGUUUUCCCUGAUCACAUAACAUAACCAAACUCUGCUUUAGGCUGUCAUCCAUUCAUCUGUUUUUUUUGGGGGAAAUCGCACUAACAGAAGAGGCCAAGUUCAGCAUAAACAGGACCUCUGGGUUAACUCCCUGAAAGAUAAUUUAGAGUUUGUGUAACCUUCUGGGAAGAAAGAGAAGAUGGCUGGAUCUGAAAAUAAGAAACCAGAGGGGUAUCAUCCCGUAAACUCACAUAUAAAAGAGAAUGGAGAAAGUAAUGGAAGCAUCAGUGUAUACCUAAACAAACAUGAAGCAGCCAGUUUGAAACCUCCACUUGGAUUGCAUUUUUGUGUCAAACGCACACCAGCUUUUUUCAUUGCGGGUGUGAGUGUGAUACUUAAUCUCGCCCUGGUCAUUGCCCUCCUUGUCUUAUCAGUGAGGCCAAGGGGACUGUCUCCAGUUUGUCCUACUUGCCCAGUGGUCUCCUGUCCAAGUGGCUGGAUUGGAUACCAAGGGAGAUGCUACUAUUUUGCAAAGGCUGAAGGAAACUGGACAUCUAGCAAGAAACACUGUUCUUCUCUCAACGCUUCUUUGGCCGUGGUUGAUUCCCAAGAAGAGAUGGAAUUUAUGAUGCGCUACAAAGGUUUUUCAGACCACUGGAUUGGUCUCGAAAGAAAUCAAAGUCAGCCCUGGACAUGGAUCGAUGGUACCAUUUUCAACGGCUGGUUUACAAUUCUUGGAGGAGGAAGCUGUGCGUAUAUGAACCAACAAGGUAUUGCCAGCUCCAGCUGCUCAAGAGAAGAACCGUGGAUCUGCAGUAAACCAAUUCUGAGAUGACACAGGGCUCUCUGUGCAUCACGUGAGCUUCUGGUCCCCACGGAACACACGCGCGGAGAUGAGAUGACCAUUUUCAGAGCCCCCCUUGUGGUGAAGAUGAAAGAGGAGAGGAAGAGGGCUGAAGCUAAGAGAUCCCAAGAAAACAGAUGGCUGUGGAAUAAGUUAAAUGAAAAAA